AUGCUGUCUGGCAUAUUGAUCUUCAAUCAAAAGGGAGAGAAUCUGAUCUUUCGCGCAUUUCGAAAUGAUUGUCGACCACGACUCGCAGAUGUCUUCCGAAUUCAGGUCAUCUCCAAUGCACAAGUUCGUUCACCAAUCCUUACUUUAGGAAGUACAACCUUCAGUCAUGUCAAACACGAGAACAUAUAUUUGGUUGCAAUUACCAAGAGCAAUGCCAAUGCUGCGCUGGUUUUCGAAUUCCUCUAUAGAUUGAUUGCGCUGGGGAAAGGCUACUUUGGAAAGUUUGACGAAGAAGCGGUUAAGAACAAUUUCGUCCUGGUAUACGAACUUUUAGAUGAAAUCCUGGAUUUUGGAUACCCUCAAAAUACAGAGACAGAUACAUUAAAGAUGUACAUCACGACGGAAGGUGUCAAAUCGGAACGAACCAUGGAAGACUCGGCGAAGAUUACAAUGCAAGCAACCGGAGCUUUAUCAUGGAGGAAAGCCGAUGUCAAAUACAGAAAGAAUGAAGCAUUUGUAGAUGUCAUUGAAGAUGUCAACCUUUUGAUGUCUGCUACAGGAACUGUUCUACGAGCUGAUGUAAAUGGUCAAAUCGUUAUGAGAGCAUAUCUUUCCGGAACACCAGAAUGCAAAUUUGGACUCAAUGAUCGAUUGUUGUUAGAUGGCGAUAGUCUUUCAUCUCUACCAUCUGGAAAUCGUAUGGGUACCAAGGCCACCAAAGCAGCAGCUGGUAGUGUUACACUGGAGGAUUGUCAAUUUCACCAAUGUGUUAAGCUAGGGAAAUUCGAUACCGACAGAAUCAUUUCAUUCAUACCUCCCGAUGGAGAAUUCGAACUUAUGCGCUAUCGUGCCACCGAAAAUGUCAAUCUGCCAUUUAAAAUUCAUGCCAUCGUGAAUGAAGUUGGUAAAACAAAGGUCGAAUACAGUAUUGCAAUCCGAGCAAAUUAUGGUAGCAAGCUAUUCGCUACCAACGUCGUUGUUAAGAUACCUACGCCUUUGAAUACUGCUCGAAUCACCGAUCGAUGUACACAAGGAAAAGCAAAAUAUGUACCGGAAGAAAAUGUUAUUAUAUGGAAGAUACCAAGAUUUACUGGACAAAAUGAAUUUGUCUUGAGCGCGGAAGCUACAUUGACAAGCAUGACGAACCAAAAGGCAUGGUCAAGACCACCAUUGAGUUUGAACUUUAGCUUGUUGAUGUUUACAAGUUCGGGACUGUUGGUUAGAUAUCUGAAGGUUUUUGAGAAGAAUAAUUACUCGAGUGUAAAAUGGGUGAGAUAUAUGACCAGAGCAGGGUCUUAUGAGAUACGAUUUUAA
Molecule: messenger RNA, 1314 nt
Organism: Botrytis byssoidea
Lineage: Eukaryota; Fungi; Ascomycota; Leotiomycetes; Helotiales; Sclerotiniaceae
Exons: 3
Coding region: 1-1314 (437 amino acids)
Biological process (GO): intracellular protein transport; clathrin-dependent endocytosis
Cellular component (GO): cytoplasmic vesicle; AP-2 adaptor complex
Molecular function (GO): clathrin-cargo adaptor activity
Source: RefSeq, a predicted model, not a curated record